This is a messenger RNA of Dothidotthia symphoricarpi CBS 119687, 1949 nucleotides long. RefSeq names its product 3-oxoacid CoA-transferase. Gene Ontology annotation, biological process: ketone body catabolic process. The record is from RefSeq and is a predicted model, not a curated record. The transcript is spliced from 3 exons. Gene Ontology annotation, molecular function: succinyl-CoA:3-oxo-acid CoA-transferase activity. Bases 187 to 1740 code for a protein of 517 amino acids. Lineage: Eukaryota; Fungi; Ascomycota; Dothideomycetes; Pleosporales; Dothidotthiaceae.
GCGCUCGGUCUCGUUCCAUGGUGCCGUGCUUGGUAGCCGAUGCGAGCCAUUUUGAAAGUUAUUAUGUCGCGUCAUCCUCUCCGCACUUUUUCUUCUCACUCAGCUUCUUGUUUAAUUGUGUGUCCAUAUCUCUCUAGUUCAGGAAUCACGUAGACGACAUUGUAGCUUUCUGCUCUUGCUAUCAAAAUGCCGUCAAUGGCCCUCACAUUCCGCACUGCGCGCACCUUCUCGCGGAGCAGCACAAAGAUAUACUUGAACGUCGCGCGCAGCUUCAGCUCAUCCCUGCGCCGCAAUGAGAUCAACAAGGUUUUCUCCUCCGCAGAGGCCGCUAUCGAAGACAUGAAGUCUGACAGCACGCUUCUGGUCGGUGGGUUUGGUCUGUCCGGUGUGCCAGACACCCUCAUCAACCAAGUCAAAGCCAAGCCAUCCAUCACAGGUAUAACAGCUGUAUCAAACAAUGCCGGUAUCGUCGGAGGAGGUCUCGGACUACUUCUCGCGAGCAAGCAGAUCAAGAAGAUGGUCGCGUCGUACGUGGGAGAGAACAAGCUGCUCGAGCAGAUGUACCUCUCUGGAGAGCUCGAGUUGGAACUCACACCACAAGGCACAUUGGCUGAAAGGUGUCGUGCCGGCGGUGCUGGCAUUCCCGCUUUUUACACACCCGCUGCAAUGGGCACAGUCGUCCAGACCGGCGAGCUUGCAAUUCGACACAACAAGGACGGCUCAGUAGCUCAGUACUCCACACCCCGCGACGUCAAGGUCUUUGCAGGAAAGAGCUACAUCAUGGAAGAAUCGAUCAAGGGCGACUACGCUUUCAUCAAGGCCUACAAGGCCGACCGUCUAGGAAACAUCCAGUUCCGUUUCGCCGCACAGAACUUCAACGGUGCCAUGGCACGCAACGCAAAGGUCACAAUCGUCGAGGCCGAGAACAUCGUCGAGCCUGGGGAGAUCCCACCUAACGCUGUCCACGUUCCGGGUAUCUACGUCGACCGUGUCGUCCAGUCGACAACGCCCAAGGGUAUCGAGAAGGUUGUUAACGCCAAAGACCCCAAGGACGCGGUCAGCGCGCUCGGCAAGGGAGACACAGCGAGCAAACGCGAGCGCAUUGUGCGCCGAGCUGCGAAGGAGUUCAAGAACGGCAUGUACGCGAACCUCGGAAUCGGAAUGCCUAUGUUGGCACCUUCAUUUGUCGACUCAUCAGUCGAGGUCCAACUCCAGUCUGAGAACGGCAUUUUGGGUCUUGGGCCAUACCCACAGAAGGGUCUGGAGGAUCCUGAUCUCAUCAACGCGGGCAAAGAGACUGUCACAUUACUGCCGGGUGCGUCCUGCUUUGGCUCUGAGGAGUCGUUUGGCAUGAUCCGUGCUGGAAGGAUCAACCUUACUAUCUUGGGUGCCAUGCAGGUAUCCGCACGAGGAGAUUUGGCAAACUGGAUGUUGCCAGGAAAGGUGAAGGGCUUUGGUGGCGCCAUGGACUUGGUGUCGAACCCAGCACUGACAAAGGUCGUUGUCACCAUGGAGCACACGGAUAAGAAGGGCACACCCAAGAUUCUCAAGCAGUGCGAGUUCCCAUUGACCGGCAAGGCUUGCGUCAGCAGAAUCAUCACAGACCUUUGCGUUUUCGACGUCGAUUUCACAGAAGGCUUGACACUUAUUGAGCUCGCGGACGGCGUCACAGUUGACGAAGUACGAUCCAAGACGGGCGCUCCAUUCAAGGAGGCAGCUGAGAUCAAGCCUAUGUUGUAGAGUUUUCACGAGCGACGCGUUAUUUGUAUCUAUUUGUAAAGCCGUCUAUAUCGGGGUCUGGAGUUCAAAACCAACUUGAGUUGGGUAGCUGUAGUGUUCAAAUGGGAAUACAGAGGAAAGGCGGGAAUAUUUGUUAAGAAGCAUCAUUCUGUGGUAAUGAGCUAAGUGACCAAUGAUAGAUACGAGAGUUCCACUUUUCGCUAGCCAAU